AGGAGGGCGCCUGCAGGUGCCUGCGGCCUCGGCGCCUGCGCCCGGAAGUGCCCGCGGGCCGACAUGGAGCUGGCGGGGCUGGGCGCUCGGUAGCGCAGCGGGCAAGGUGGGUGCCAUGGCCCUGAUUGAAGGGGUGGGUGACGAGGUGACCAUCCUUUUUGCGGUGCUUGCCUGCCUCCUGGUGCUGGCCCUUGCCUGGGUCUCAACACACACUGCCGAGAGGGCCGACCCACUGCCCCAGCCGUCAGGGACCCCAACUUCAGCACAGCCGAGCAAAGCCGUGGUAGCUACCGAUAGCAUCAGGGGGGCGGCCCCCGGAGCUGAGGCGCCCAGCCUGAGACACAGAGGUCCAGCUGCACAGCCAGAGCCGGGCACAGGCAUCCCAGGAACACCGCCACCACCAGACUCCCCACAGGAGCCCCUUGUGCUUCGGCUGAAAUUCCUCAAUGAUUCAGAGCAGGUGGCCAGGGCAUGGCCCCAGGACACCAUCGGCUCCUUGAAAAGGACCCACUUUCCUGGCCGGGAACAGCAGGUUCGACUCAUUUACCAAGGGCAACUUCUAGGAGACGAUUCCCAGACCCUGGGCAGCCUUCACCUCCCUCCCAGCUGUGUUCUCCACUGCCACGUGUCCACACGGGCCGGUCCCCCACAUCCCCCCUGCCCACCAGGAUCAGAGCCAGGCCCCUCCGGGCUGGAAAUAGGCAGCCUGCUGCUGCCCCUGCUGCUUCUGCUGCUGCUACUGCUCUGGUACUGCCAGAUCCAGUACCGGCCCUUCUUUCCGCUGACCGCCACACUGGGCCUAGCCGGCUUCACUCUGCUUCUCAGUCUCCUGGCCUUUGCCAUGUAUCGCCCAUAGUCCCUCCACGGGCAGUGGGCAGCACUGCCAACCCCUCUGGACCUUGCUUCCCACGACGGAGUGGGAGCUGCUGUCUGCCCAGGCCUGCUUCUCCGGCCUGCCUCUUCCCUCUGUCCUGGAGCACAGACCCUCGCCGCCGAGGACUCCGGGGGCCAGCAGAGGCCCUUCCCUGUGACCUCCAUGGCACCGAGCCCCCUCCUGGAGCUGCUGGCCCUCAGCUCCCACUGACAGUGGACUCCUCGGGGUCAGGCAGCUGCUGUCGCUGCCUAGGCCCUGGACAGAGUCGGGCAACCCCACUGGGCCCAUCUUAGUGCUCUGCUCUGGAAGAGGAGGACCUAGUCACCUCCAGUCCCUGAUACUCCUUCGUCUGACCUGGGGACUCAGGGACUGCGACGCUUGUGGAGGGGAGCGGGAGCAGCAGAUGGUGGUUUUCUGGAACACGUGCAGAUUAAAAAGCUGAAGUUUUCAC
Loxodonta africana (African savanna elephant) is the source of this 1325-nucleotide messenger RNA. It is a transcript of the gene TMUB1, whose product is annotated as transmembrane and ubiquitin like domain containing 1. The record is from RefSeq and is a predicted model, not a curated record. NCBI's taxonomy places the organism in Eukaryota, Metazoa, Chordata, Mammalia, Proboscidea, Elephantidae. The coding region runs from base 116 to 856 and encodes 246 amino acids. Gene Ontology annotation, molecular function: protein binding. The transcript has 3 exons.